Molecule: messenger RNA, 2434 nt
Organism: Mustela erminea (ermine)
Lineage: Eukaryota; Metazoa; Chordata; Mammalia; Carnivora; Mustelidae
Gene: IL21R
Product: interleukin 21 receptor
Exons: 9
Coding region: 122-1762 (546 amino acids)
Biological process (GO): immunoglobulin mediated immune response; cytokine-mediated signaling pathway
Cellular component (GO): external side of plasma membrane; membrane
Molecular function (GO): cytokine receptor activity; protein binding
Source: RefSeq, a predicted model, not a curated record
UCCUCCCCCACCCCCACGCCGAGCCUUAGCUGCCGCCUCCUGGAAGCCCACCGGAUUGCCCUGAGCACACAGAAUGGAUUUCUGAGGGAGAAGCUGGAACAGCAGGAUCCCGAGAGCCAGCAUGCCUUGUGGCUCGGCGGCCGCUCUGCUCCUGCUCCUGCUCCUGCUCCAGGGUGCCUGGGGCUGCCUAGACCUCGUCUGCUACACGGAUUACUUACAGACAGUCACCUGCACCCUGGAGACCAGGACCCUCCCCGCCGGUGUGCUCACCCUCACCUGGCAAGACCCAUAUGGAGACCUGGAGGACGAGGUCACCUCCUGCAGCCUCCUCCGCUCCGCCCACAACGCCACGCAUGCCAAGUACACGUGCCAUAUGGAUGUGUUUCACUUCAUGGCCGACGACAUUUUCAGUGUCAAUGUCACAGACCCGUCCGGAAGUUACUCCCAGGAGUGCGGCAGCUUCCUCCUGGCUGAGAGCAUCAAGCCGUCCCCGCCUUUCAACGUGACCGUGACCUUCUCGGGACAUUAUAACAUCUCCUGGGGCUCCAGCUACGAUUCCUACGCGCUGAAGGGCAAGCUGCAGUACGAGCUGAGAUACAGGAAGCGAGGAAGACCCUGGGCCCCGCAGCGUCCAAGGAUCAAGCUGAUCUCGGUGGACUCGAGAAGCGUCUCUCUCCAUCCCUCGGAGUUCCUGAGCGACGCAAGCUAUGAGCUGCAGGUGCGCGCGGGGCCCCAGCCCGGCUCGUCCUUCCAGGGGACCUGGAGUGAGUGGAGUGACCCCGUCACCUUUCACACGCCGCCAGAAGAGAUCAAGGGAGGCAGGCACGCUUCCUUGCUCUAUCUCCUCCUGGUCGUCGUACUCCCCAUCCUCGUCUUCUUAGGCCUGAAGAUCCACCUGCCUUGGAGGCUGUGGAAGAAGGUGUGGGGCCGUGUGCCCAACCCGCAGAAGUUCUUCCAGCCCCUCUACGUGGGCCACAGUGGAGACUUCAAGAAAUGGGUGGGCGCCCCCUUCACUGCCUCCAGCCUGGAGCUGGGGCCCCGGAGCCCCGAGGUGCUUUCGUCCCUGGCGAUGUACAACCAUGGCCCGCCGCAGAGCAGCACCAAGGGGCCGCAGUCCACGCAGCUGCCAGAGCCCCCCCACCUGGUGGACGCUGACGGGGUGCCUGGGCCAGGAUCCUGGGGCCCAGCCCCCUCCCCUAUGGGCGGCGUGGGUGGCUCAGCUUACAGCCAGGAGAGGGACCGACCGUAUGGUGUGCUAGUGUCCAUUAACACCGUGACCGUAGCAGACAUGGAGGGCCCGUGUGCCUGGUCCUGCACUUGUGGGGAUGACGGAUACCCGGCCCUGAACUUGGACGCCAGCCUAGAGCCUGCCUCAGGCGCUGAGGACCCGCUCCUGGACCCUGGGACUACAGUUCUCUCCUGUGGCUGCGUCUCGGCAGGUGGCCUUGCCGGGCCAGGAGGGCCUAUGGGCAGCCUCCUGGACAGGCUAAAGCUGCCCCUUGAUGAGGAGGCGGGCUGGACCCCAGGGCCACCGUGGAGUGGCGGGCCCCCCAGAGAGGCAUCGGACAGCGAAGCAUGCUCGCCUACCGCAGGCCUGGACAUGGACACUUUCGACAGCGGCUUCGCGGGCUCUGACUGUGGCAGCCCUGUGGAGUGUGACUUCACCAGCCCCAGGGACGAAGGGCCCCCCCGGAGCUACCUCCGCCAGUGGGUGGUCAUGGCCCCUCCACCCGAGGGACCCGGGCCCCAGGCCAGCCAGUGAGGUGGAUCCGCAGUCCGGAGCUGGCCGAGUCAUUCCGCCUGGAGUUAGAGAGCUGUGCUCACCUGGGCCGUGGGGUGAAGGGGCCUGCGACCUUUAUGCCCCCAGAUGAGGCCCCUGAGCCCGGUGGACACCUGGUGUGCCUGUGUGAUCCCAGAGCACACGGGUGUGUCCCUGUGAGUGAGCCGCACACACGCCCGUGGGCGCAGAGAGGAGACACAUGUGCGUCCGGGAUCGCGUGCAUGCCAUGACAGCCGCGGACCGUUCCCGACAUGGGGAGGCCCCCCGGGUCAUGCGCUGAGAGGCUGGUUCAGCGACAGCCGUGGGGCCCUCUGGCAUCAGUCCCCGCCAGGCAGGUCCUGCCUCCAGGAGCCGUGAGAAGUCCCCAGGGGUCCUUUUCACUUCUCAGAGGAGGGGGAUGGAGUGACCCUGAGUGUGUGAAGGUUUGUGGGGGCCUGUGGACCGAGGUCUGAAUCCCAGCUCUGAUGCCCCUGGGCUGUACCACCUUGGGCAAGCCCCUUACCCUCUCUGGACUGGAGUUUCCUGUCUGGACAAGGCGGGGUGUGGGGGGGCCCAGGAGGCAUGACCCACUUUGGGGAGAAAUUGGUGAGGUCACCCACUGUACAGGCUAGGACCAAGCAGACCGUCAAUAAAUUCAGUUUCCUUCCUUCGGGG